UAAGUAGUACUAAUUGAAUUCGAAUACAUUGAUUCUAAUUCUAUUCUAUAGCGUGUGUUAAUUUCUGCUUCCUUCUCCAAAUUCGCGUUGACUUUUCCUUUGACUUUAUGUCCUUCUUCUCCAGCCUCUGCGCCUGCCUGCAGAGACGGCUGAAGAAGGGCGCCACAGCCUCCGACGACGAAGCCGAUGACGAUAAAGAUACCAUCGACGCCGGUGACUCUUCCGACCUCUUGUUCGACCUUCAUACUCUUCAACUCGCCACCAAUUUCUUCUCUGAGCUUAAUCAACUUGGUCGUGGAGGCUUUGGUCCUGUUUUCAAGGGAUUGAUGCCAAAUGGUGAAGAAGUGGCUAUUAAAAAGCUGUCAUUGGAAUCUAGACAAGGAAUUAGAGAAUUUACAAACGAAGUUCGGCUAUUACUAAGAAUCCAGCACAAGAAUUUAGUCACUUUACUAGGUUGUUGUGCAGAAGGACCCGAAAAAAUGCUUGUCUAUGAGUAUCUACCAAACAAAAGUCUUGAUCACUUUUUGUUCGAUAAAAAGAGGUCAUUGGAUUGGACGACACGGUUUCGAAUAGUUACCGGUAUCACAAGAGGACUUCUCUACCUGCAUGAAGAGGCCCCAGAGAGAAUUAUUCACAGAGACAUUAAAGCUAGUAACAUAUUGCUGGAUGAGAAAUUAAAUCCGAAAAUUUCAGACUUCGGUUUGGCAAGGCUGUUUCCUGGAGAGGACACUCAUGUGCAGACAUUUAGGAUUUCCGGUACACAUGGUUACAUGGCUCCUGAAUAUGCAUUGCGCGGAUAUCUUUCUGUAAAGACUGAUGUUUUUAGUUAUGGAGUCUUGGUGUUGGAAAUAAUUAGUGGGAGAAAAAACCAUGAUGUGAAUCUUGGUACAGAAAAAGCAGAUCUCCUAAGCUAUGCAUGGAAGCUUUAUCAAGGAGGGAAGACAAUGGAUUUAAUAGACCAGAGCAUCGGUAAAUACAACGGUGACGAGGCUGCAAUGUGCAUUCAGCUAGGUUUAUUAUGCUGUCAGGCAAGUGUAGUGGAGAGACCUGACAUGAAUUCAGUUCAUCUAAUGCUAUCAAGUGAUUCAUUCACUUUGCCAAGACCAAGUAAACCAGGACUUCAGGGUCGUGUAGGAAAGUGGACUACAACCUCCACUUCUGCUUUGACCAAUACUAAUGCCAGUAGUGCAACAAGAGCCUCAGGUGGUAGUAGUUUUGUAGAGGAUUAUUCUAGAAAUUCUAUCUCUACUUCUUCUUUUGAUGAAGGGAGAUAGAUAAACUACAUUCAUAGAAUGUAUUUAGGAUUCUAUAUUUAUUUUAAGGGUAUUCUUUUGUAAAAUUAUAUUUCUCCUAUAUACUAGCUUGUGGAUAGACAAUUCUUUUCUUUUAAUAUGAACACUUUCAUUUAGUCUAAUCUGAAAGACAGAAUUAAUAUACACGGAAACAUAGUAUCAAUCAAGGUUUGUGAAGCAUUUUGUAAUGAAAUUCUCACAUUAG
Vicia villosa (hairy vetch) is the source of this 1497-nucleotide messenger RNA. RefSeq names its product cysteine-rich receptor-like protein kinase 43. Gene Ontology annotation, biological process: protein phosphorylation. The coding region runs from base 108 to 1274 and encodes 388 amino acids. Gene Ontology annotation, molecular function: ATP binding; protein kinase activity. The record is from RefSeq and is a predicted model, not a curated record. NCBI's taxonomy places the organism in Eukaryota, Viridiplantae, Streptophyta, Magnoliopsida, Fabales, Fabaceae. The transcript has 6 exons.